AGAUAAUAGUAUUGAAAACAAUAUAAAAAGAGAAAAGGGUAAUAAUGAUAAAUAUGAAUAUGAACAAAAGGACUGAUGAAAAGAGGGUUUUGCAUCACCUCAAUCUCUGUCUGGUUAUUCUAGAUAUUUUGAUGGUUCCAAUAAUGGCAAGUUAUGUGAAUAUCGAUGACUUCCUGCUGACACUUAUCAACUUCCAUGGCUUCUUCCUGUUUCCUAGCUUGGUCUAUCAUGUAUUCCCUAAAGUGAUCACUAACUUUUGGUACAGAUCUUUCUGUUACAUGCUGAUAUUCUUAAACUUGGCUCUACUUGCAAUGUCAGUAUCUUUAUUUGUGGUAAUCCAACACCCAAUUACAAAAUUAGUCAUGGUAGUAUUUAUCCUAUUUGCUGUACUACCUACCGCUAUGGUCUCAGUUUCAUUUAUGUUGCUCCUGAGAAUCAAUGAGAAACAACCGGAGAGGCCAACUUAUAUGCUUGGCCAAGAUGGCAGACUUUACCAAGCCAUGCUCAUGGUUUAAUCCUU
Molecule: messenger RNA, 520 nt
Organism: Moneuplotes crassus
Lineage: Eukaryota; Ciliophora; Spirotrichea; Euplotida; Euplotidae
Source: the annotation of a GenBank genome assembly